AUGGCACCAUUUAUAUGUUGCGUUUUCAACGACGAAGGCCUUCCGGUUGCGAACGCUACUGUCACAAUCCGUCCGCCGAAUCGAUCGACCUUGAGAGCCACGACCAACUCACAAGGCUUUGCUGGCAUCUGGACUUCGCACUGCAGCUCUUCUGAGCCACGGUUUGUCCGUGCUUUCGAAUUUCCGGAGUUUCUUCUCACAGUGCACCUCGUGGCUCCUUACAAUACCUGUUGGUCUAUGAUACACGCGGACGUACGGCUGGUAGAAAUGCCUCACUGCUGUCUUAUUGUCCGCCUCGGAGUUGGGGGCAGUUAUCAAAUCCAAUACAUAACCCUACCGGAACCUAGUGUGCUGCAUUACCGGCCUGAUGAGAUUACAACCUCGAGUUCCGCGGCGACUCCACCACCGAAUUCUGGCCCUGCUCUCGACUUUGACAUUGAUUCCUAUGCCGAGGCCGAGGCCCACUCCGACUCCGAUGCGGAUGCGGAUGCGGAUGCCGAUCCUGAUCCUGAUCCUGAUCCUGACUCCGAUGGCGCCGGGGAAUCCCUUGGAGCAAAGUUCUGA
Messenger RNA from Diaporthe citri, 564 nucleotides. RefSeq lists its product as uncharacterized. The record is from RefSeq and is a predicted model, not a curated record. The transcript has a single exon. The coding region runs from base 1 to 564 and encodes 187 amino acids. Lineage: Eukaryota; Fungi; Ascomycota; Sordariomycetes; Diaporthales; Diaporthaceae.